AUGGGUGACCUCCGGGCUGCACUCCGGCUGCACGCUGCCCUCUGCGCGUGUCCCCACAAAACGGCACUGUUUGAGGCGAGCGCGGUUGGAUUUGCGCUGCCGGGGGCUUUUGUUGCGCUCAGGGGGCAGCGGCGGCGACGGGCCGGGGCCCACGUGAAGAGGAACGCGAGGUAUUCGCACCCGGCCCACGAGCAGUACCCCGCCGGCAUGGCCCGCGCCUACGGGCCCUACACGCCGCCGCCGCAGCCCAAGGAUAUGGUGAAGCCGCCCUACAGCUACAUCGCGCUCAUCACCAUGGCCAUCCAGAACGCGCCCGAUAAGAAGAUCACCCUCAACGGGAUCUACCAGUUCAUCAUGGAGCGCUUCCCCUUCUACCGGGACAACAAGCAGGGCUGGCAAAACUCCAUCCGCCACAACCUGUCCCUCAACGAGUGCUUCGUCAAAGUGCCCCGCGACGACAAGAAGCCCGGCAAGGGCAGCUACUGGACGCUGGACCCCGAUUCGUACAACAUGUUCGAGAACGGCAGCUUCCUGCGCCGCCGCCGCCGCUUCAAG
This is a messenger RNA of Meleagris gallopavo (turkey), 555 nucleotides long. Lineage: Eukaryota; Metazoa; Chordata; Aves; Galliformes; Phasianidae. The record is from RefSeq and is a predicted model, not a curated record.